Molecule: messenger RNA, 1021 nt
Organism: Betta splendens (Siamese fighting fish)
Lineage: Eukaryota; Metazoa; Chordata; Actinopteri; Anabantiformes; Osphronemidae
Gene: angptl8
Product: angiopoietin like 8
Exons: 4
Coding region: 90-683 (197 amino acids)
Biological process (GO): triglyceride homeostasis; regulation of lipid metabolic process
Source: RefSeq, a predicted model, not a curated record
GAUGCUAGUCUGCGCAGCAGACCAAGAAAUACCUUUCCUUUCUCAAAUGUGACAUUCUACAUCAAUCAAACGAGAUAUCGGGUAUCAAGAUGAUCUGGGCCCUGUGCCUGAUUUGUUUGGCUGGGUGUCUAAGAGAAGUCCACGCGGGUCUGAUCAGGAACAUGAGUGCGAUGGGACGCAAGGCUGCGCCGCAGGACGAAGUGAACGUGCUCAUGUUUGGCGUGAUACAGUUCAGUGAAUCUCUUAACUACGCUUUGGAGAACACUGAGGCGAAGCUCGCUAAAAUCAGCCAGGCUUUGAAGAACCAAGAGGGGACCCUUCAAAAGCUGGGGAAGCAGGCUGAGCAGGCUGCCGACAUGGAGAAACAGAUGAAAGAAGCGAUACAGCUGCUGCAGGCCCAGAUGGUCAAGCAACAGGCUCAGGCCAAGUUGACCAACGACUGGCUGGCCAACAUGGAGCAGGAAGAGAUGGAGCUCAAGACAAAAGUGAAGAGGCUGGAAAUGUAUAUGGACAACUCUGCACCCAGCAGCAUAAAGGAGCUGCAGGCUCGAGCAGAGGAGCACUCCCACGUCUUGAAAGGUUUACAGAAACUGACAGAGUUUCAGAAAGAGAAUAUUGAGACUCACAACGAGAAGCUCUACAAGCUGCAGAACAUGAGUGAAACUCUGACACAGCCGUUUUAAGAUGCAGCACUGAUGCAGCACUGAUGUCCCCCCUCCCCGAUCUCUGUGACUUGUCACAGAGAUCGGAACUACUGUCACUCCCCAACAGCCUUGACAGGUUUGUUACAGAUCCAGUGAACAGCUACAAAUUGUGUGAAUAGUAAGCCUUAUGAUUCUGUCUUUGUUGAUAGGGCUCUGAUCUGUUUUACAUGCAACCUUUUUAUUUGUCAUUGACGUACUUUGUAAGCUUUCAAGAGUUAUUUAAAUAAAGUUGUUAAAUUAUAAGAUGUUUCAGUUACACAAAAUCUAAUUAAUUACUGUGAAGAACGAAUGUACUGAAUAAACAUAAAAUUAAUGGA